AUGGCCUCCCUUCUCAAUGUUUUGUUGCGAAAAUCUCCUAAUUUCGGCCAAAAAUCGGUCUUAUUAAAGAACAUUCCCGCUGUUCAUAAUGUGAACUCCCAAAGAGAUGGGCACCGGUGGUUCCCUGAUCCAGACUUUGUGAAACAAUUUGAAGGGCCAGUCAUGUAUCCUGAUGAAUCGACCAAAUCAUUGAAACCUGUUCCUUAUAACAGCAUCAUAAAACCGGCCGAAAAGAAAGUACGCAACAUGAUCCUGAACUUCGGGCCCCAGCAUCCAGCCGCUCACGGGGUGCUGCGUCUCGUACUGGAACUGGACGGAGAGACAGUCCGUGCAGCAGAUCCUCACAUAGGUCUCCUGCACCGUGGUACUGAAAAGCUGAUCGAAUACAAGACAUACACCCAAGCCCUGCCGUACUUCGACCGUCUGGACUACGUGUCCAUGAUGUGCAACGAGCAGUGCUACAGUCUGGCCGUCGAGAAGCUGCUGAACAUCGAUGUUCCUCUGCGGGCCAAGUACAUCAGGACUCUGUUUGCGGAGAUAACCCGCCUACUGAACCACAUAAUGGCGGUCGGCACACACGCGCUCGACGUGGGGGCGCUCACUCCCUUCUUCUGGCUGUUUGAGGAGAGAGAGAAGAUGAUGGAGUUCUACGAGAGAGUCAGCGGCGCCAGGAUGCACGCCGCCUACAUCAGACCAGGAGGGGUUUCGCUUGACAUGCCGCUGGGUCUGAUGGACGACAUCUACGAGUUCUCGUCGAAGUUCGCCGAGCGCAUCGACGAGGUGGAGGACGUGCUCACCACCAACAGGAUCUGGGUGCAGCGGACCAAGGACAUCGGCGUGGUCACUGCGCAGGACGCGCUCAACUACGGCUUCAGCGGUGUGAUGCUGCGGGGCUCCGGCAUCAAGUGGGACCUCCGCAAGACGCAGCCCUACGACGCCUAUCCCUUCGUCGAGUUCGACGUGCCCAUAGGGACGCACGGCGACUGCUACGAUAGGUACUUGUGUCGCGUCGAGGAGAUGCGCCAGUCCCUCCGCAUCAUCGAGCAGUGCCUCAACGACAUGCCCCCCGGGGAGGUCAAGACCGACGACGCCAAGCUCACCCCGCCCUCCCGGGAGGAGAUGAAGACGUCCAUGGAGGCGCUGAUCCACCACUUCAAGCUGUUCACGCAGGGCUACCAGGUGCCGCCGGGCUCCACCUACACCGCCGUGGAGGCUCCCAAGGGGGAGUUCGGGAUCUACCUCGUCUCCGACGGAGGCUCCAAGCCGUACAGAUGCAAGAUCAAGGCGCCGGGCUUCGCGCACCUGGCGGCGCUGGAGAAGAUCGGCAGGAACUCCAUGCUGGCGGACAUCGUGGCCAUCAUCGGGACCCUGGACGUGGUCUUCGGGGAGAUCGACCGGUAGAACGUUGAAGCAGUAGACACAUGUACAUUUUUAUGUUUAAGAAAUAAAUUAUCUUAGAAAAUC
Molecule: messenger RNA, 1464 nt
Organism: Bombyx mandarina (wild silkworm)
Lineage: Eukaryota; Metazoa; Arthropoda; Insecta; Lepidoptera; Bombycidae
Gene: ND-49
Product: NADH dehydrogenase (ubiquinone) 49 kDa subunit
Biological process (GO): mitochondrial electron transport, NADH to ubiquinone
Cellular component (GO): respiratory chain complex I
Molecular function (GO): oxidoreductase activity, acting on NAD(P)H; quinone binding; NAD binding
Source: RefSeq, a predicted model, not a curated record